AUGGAAAUACUCACUGCUCUUCGUGACGCCAUUUGUGACCAUCAAACUUGGUUACACAGGGGAUUUCUUCACCAGGAUGUCUGCGUUGAUAAUAUCCUCAUAGACAAGAAUCACGACAAGGGCAAGCCAGGCCGCCUUGGAAUUCUGAUCGGGCUUGAUACGGCCAUUUGCCUGGCGCAGAUGGACGCCCCCCGGCCUAGAGACUCCAGGACUGGAACUCGCGCCUACCAGUCAGCCAAUGUUCUAAACAGCUACACAGAGCCAUCCGAAUGUCGCCCCCACAGUCAUCUCGACGAUUUGGAAUCGUUUUUCUACACUCUUUGCUGGAUAUGCUUUUCUUACUCUGGCGUCGGGAAGAAGAUCCCGGGCACACCUCGUACCCUGUUAUAUUGGGAUGACAAGAACCCUCGCCUUGCCUACGCAGCCAAGAAACUUUUUUUUGCUGAUCCAGUCCCCGUUGACAAGUAUUUCUUCCUGCCACACACCUUGAAGCUUCAAACUUCACCUCCCUCUCUCGCUGAGGUCCUUUUGACCGCUGAUGAAGAUUAUCGAAAGGUUCUCAAGAUGGUUGAUGACGCCAUCAAGGAGAUAUCUGGUGUCGUAGAAGUUCCGACUACGUUGUCGACAACUCCAACAAAAUCUGCCCCUUCUCCGGUGGCGGAGGAGGGUCCUUCCUAG
Messenger RNA from Cyclocybe aegerita, 678 nucleotides. The record is from the annotation of a GenBank genome assembly. Lineage: Eukaryota; Fungi; Basidiomycota; Agaricomycetes; Agaricales; Hemipholiotaceae.